AUGAUAAAAUUAAGGUUCAAAAUUGAACAUGUGUACUACAUAAGUAGUAGUGUUUGUGUUGCAUUUCUUGCAAAUUAUGACACGAAAUCGGCUGCAACGAUAAAUAUUUCAGGAUCUUGUUUUCCUUUUCUUUGUUUGGUUCUCAAUAGUAUUAUUUAUUUUCUCCAGGAGAAGAAACUUAUGCAUAACAUCCGUCAAUACGAGGUUCCCUUGCAAAAGUACAUGGCCAUGAUGGACCUUCAGGAGAGGAAUGAAAGACUGUUUUAUAAACUUCUUAUCGACAAUGUUGAAGAAUUACUCCCGAUUGUAUAUACUCCGGUUGUUGGCGAGGCUUGCCAGAAAUAUGGGAGCAUAUUCAAGCGUCCUCAGGGUCUUUACAUUAGUUUGAAAGAAAAGGGUAAAAUUCUUGAGGUUUUGAAAAACUGGCCAGAAAGGAGUAUUCAGGUUAUUGUUGUAACUGACGGUGAACGGAUUUUGGGACUCGGAGAUCUCGGAUGCCAGGGUAUGGGAAUUCCUGUUGGUAAAUUGGCUUUGUACUCAGCACUAGGAGGAGUUCGUCCUUCAGCAUGUUUGCCGAUUACGAUUGACGUGGGGACAAAUAAUGAGAAAUUACUGAAUGAUGAGUUUUACAUUGGCCUUAGACAAAAGAGGGCAACUGGGAAGGAAUACUAUGACCUUCUGCACGAGUUCAUGUCUGCGGUGAAGCAAAACUACGGAGAAAAAGUUCUUGUUCAGUUUGAAGAUUUUGCAAAUCACAAUGCAUUUGAGUUGCUUGCAAAAUACGGUACAACUCAUCUAGUUUUCAACGACGAUAUACAGGGGACUGCAUCUGUUGUUUUAGCUGGAGUUGUAGCAGCCUUGAAGCUCAUUGGCGGUACCCUACCGGAGCAUACAUUCCUCUUCCUUGGUGCUGGAGAAGCGGGAAUUGGUAUAGCCGAGCUAAUUGCUCUUGAGAUGUCAAAGCAGACUAAAGCACCUAUUGAAGAGAGUCGAAAGAAGAUAUGGCUCAUAGAUUCAAAGGGCUUAAUUGUUAGUUCGCGGGUGAAUUCACUUCAACACUUCAAGAAGCCCUGGGCUCAUGAACACGAACCUGUUAGCACUCUCAUUGAGGCCGUUAAGGUAAUCAAGCCUACAGUUUUGAUUGGAUCAUCAGGAGUGGGGAAAACAUUUACGAAGGAAGUAGUCGAGGCUAUGACAGCAAACAAUAAAGUAAAAUCUUAUCUUACUCUCUCUUAUAACGAGUAUUUAUAUAUUUACACAUAUCUCAUAUAA
Messenger RNA from Lathyrus oleraceus (garden pea), 1272 nucleotides. RefSeq names its product NADP-dependent malic enzyme. Gene Ontology annotation, cellular component: chloroplast. NCBI's taxonomy places the organism in Eukaryota, Viridiplantae, Streptophyta, Magnoliopsida, Fabales, Fabaceae. The transcript is spliced from 14 exons. Gene Ontology annotation, molecular function: NAD binding; malate dehydrogenase (decarboxylating) (NADP+) activity. Gene Ontology annotation, biological process: pyruvate metabolic process; malate metabolic process. Bases 1 to 1272 code for a protein of 423 amino acids. The record is from RefSeq and is a predicted model, not a curated record.